CUGAACGUGGCUCCUCCGGGUUACUUUACGUGAUGACGUAGGUUGUUUGUUGUGACGUUGGGGGUGGCGACGCCGUGAACCUGAGAAGCAGAAAGACGAGCCAAGAGCUGGGUUAGCUGUCCUACAUUACUCAGACUUUAACUUCCAUCAUGGCAUUGAGAAGCGCAGUGUGCCGUCUCUUGGUCAACCCUCACAGAUGUGCCAUCGUCUCAGCCUCCAGGGCGCAGGGAACCGCAGCACCUGCCAGACGUGAUGCAGAGAAUACCGAUCAGAAAGUUAAAGCAUCUAAGGUCCAGUUCAACUGGCACGACGCCUUGGACCUGGAGGGCCAGCUGACCGAGGAUGAGAUCAUGAUCAGGGAUUCUUUCCGGACGUACUGCCAGGAGAAACUCAUGCCUCGUAUCCUGCUGGCAAACAGAAAUGAAGUGUUCCACAGAGAAAUUGUGUCAGAGAUGGGUGAGAUGGGAGUCCUGGGCCCAACUAUUAAAGGUUAUGGCUGCGCCGGGACGAGCUACGUGGCUUAUGGUUUGAUUGCCAGAGAAGUGGAGAGAGUGGACAGCGGCUAUCGCUCAGUUAUGAGCGUGCAGUCGUCACUGGUCAUGCACCCCAUCAACGCCUACGGCACAGAGGAGCAGAAGCAGAAGUUCCUCCCCAAGCUGGCUCGUGGAGAGAUCCUGGGUUGCUUUGGCUUAACAGAACCGAACCACGGCAGUGACCCCGGCAGCAUGGAAACCAGAGCCAAGUACAAUCCAUCCAGUCGCACCUACUCCCUCACUGGCUCAAAGACUUGGAUCACCAACUCCCCAGUGGCGGACAUCGCUGUGGUCUGGGCCAAAUGUGACGACGGGAAGGUCCGCGGCUUCAUCUUGGAGCGUGGCAUGAAAGGCCUCUCCACGCCUAAGAUCGAAGGGAAGUUCUCCCUGAGGGCGUCGGCCACCGGGAUGAUCCUCAUGGACGAGGUGGAGGUUCCUGAGGAGAACCUGCUGCCUAAAGUGUCCGGUCUGGGGGGUCCGUUCGGCUGCUUGAACAACGCUCGUUACGGUAUUGCGUGGGGCGCUCUGGGCGCCGCAGAGUUCUGCUUCCACGCAGCCCGUCAGUACACUCUGGACAGAAUUCAGUUUGGGGUGCCGCUGGCGAGGAAUCAGCUGAUGCAGAAGAAAAUGGCCGACAUGUUGACGGAGAUCACUAUCGGUUUACAGUCCUGUCUGCAGCUGGGCCGACUCAUCGAUUCGAAGAAAGCCGCCCCAGAGAUGAUCUCCAUGCUGAAGAGGAACAGCUGCGGUAAAGCCCUGGACAUCGCCAGGCAGGCCAGAGACAUGCUGGGAGGAAAUGGCAUCGCGGAUGAGUACCACAUCAUCCGCCACGUCAUGAACCUGGAGGCCGUCAACACGUAUGAAGGUACUCAUGACAUCCACGCUCUCAUCCUGGGCAGAGCCAUCACAGGGUUGCAGUCCUUCACUGUGGACAAAUAGACGGACAGAGACGCUUGUUUAAAAUCCACGCAAGGUUCACGGAUAAUAUCUACAAACUCAUCUGUGUAAUGAAUGUUUCCUCUCAGGUUUAUAGAAAAUAUAUUUGAGUGCUUCAUCUAGAGAGGACAAACAAACUUGUGGACGGUUGAAAAGAAACAUUUUUCAAGAGGGCUAUUUUUCUAUUCCCGGUCACAGCAGUAAGCCGUUACCCCUUUCACUGUAGUAACAGUUUGGAGGUCAAAGUGAAUGCAGAACAGUUAUAAAGCUACGCAUCAACGUCCACUGUGUGCUUGUAAUUUCCUGUAACACUAGUUUUAACUGUGUGUUCUGUGUAAGAUGUAAUCUUACUACUGUGAGGUGUAGGUGCACUUUAAAAGCUCCAGCAUUAAUCCGUAAUAAUGUUGCAUGGUUUUAUGAAAGAUGCCAAUCGGAGCCUCAAACAAACAAAUAAAUAAAUAAAAGUGUUUUGAAAUGUC
This is a messenger RNA of Mugil cephalus (flathead mullet), 1948 nucleotides long. RefSeq names its product glutaryl-CoA dehydrogenase, mitochondrial-like. NCBI's taxonomy places the organism in Eukaryota, Metazoa, Chordata, Actinopteri, Mugiliformes, Mugilidae. The transcript is spliced from 12 exons. Gene Ontology annotation, molecular function: glutaryl-CoA dehydrogenase activity; fatty-acyl-CoA binding; flavin adenine dinucleotide binding. Bases 150 to 1472 code for a protein of 440 amino acids. The record is from RefSeq and is a predicted model, not a curated record. Gene Ontology annotation, cellular component: mitochondrial inner membrane. Gene Ontology annotation, biological process: fatty-acyl-CoA biosynthetic process; fatty acid beta-oxidation using acyl-CoA dehydrogenase.